UCCCUGGGGUUGUUGCACAUGCUGACUGGGGUUGCUUGAUAUUUUCAUUUUCAGUAUCUAACCUAGAGGAAUGGUUCAUCCUCUCCAAAGAAAUUGGACGAAUCCAAUUCGAUUAGCACUUACUCUCUUUGGUCUUCGUCUCCCGUGUGUCGCCUGGACCUCCGGGAUCAGGGCUCCUAUCUCCUGCGUGUCUUCUGAUCCUGUCAGGAUCAUCAAAAACAGCAAGCCCUCUUACACCAGUUUCUGCAGCUUUUAUACGACCGAGACAAUGCCAUCCUCAGCAGCGCCUCAUGUCAAAUCCAGGUGUGCACAGUAUCCAGGCUCUACUGUCACGCGCUCUGCUGUACCUGAUGACAAGGUGGACUGGAGUGUGAGUUGGCCUGAGUAUGAUCCAGUCUGCUACACUGCCCCUUCAGUUUUAAACAAACCACAGUGGGCUGAUCCUGAUAUUGGCUCUUUCUCGCCACAGUUCAACGCUUUAGACGGUGCUGUGGACAGGACAAGCUUUCAGGGCAAGUACAGAGUGGAAAAUGGAACGCCACUAAAUCCUCUGGGGCGCACAGGGCUGGCUGGUAGAGGUUUGUUAGGCCGGUGGGGUCCCAAUCAUGCAGCAGAUCCAAUUGUCACAAGAUGGAAACUAGAUGUCAAAGGAGCAAAGAUACAUCACUCAGUCUCAAAACUGCCAAUUCUGCAAUUUGUGUCCAUCAAGAGGAAAGAUUGUGGAGAGUGGGCCAUUCCUGGGGGGAUGGUAGAUCCAGGGGAGCAGGUUUCUCUCACUCUGCAGCGGGAGUUCUCCGAGGAAGCACUGAACUCACUUUCAGUCCCGGAAUCAGAGAGAGCACAAAUCCACCAGCGCAUCACCAAACUCUUCAGCUCACCAGGAUUUCAGGUUUAUAAAGGCUAUGUUGAUGAUCCGCGAAACACUGACAAUGCUUGGAUGGAGACCGUUGCUGUCAACUUUCAUGAUGAGUCAGGCAACAGUGUGAGUGAGCUGCCACUGCAAGCUGGAGAUGACGCAGGACAAGUCCAAUGGGUUGAUCUGGAUUCAUCUUUGGCUCUUUAUGCAAAUCACUCACAUUUCCUGCAGCUGGUUUCCAAUGAGAGAAAAGCCCAUUGGUAACUGAGGACUGUCCUUCUGUAACGAUAAAGCAAACCUUAAGAGCAAAUGUCCAUUUAGCAAGUAUUCCCCUAAUGAAGGUCUUACCUCACUAAUUUAUUCAUGAUAAUCAGCUGUGUGAUUAAAAAACCUAAUAUGCAUGUGAUCUUCCAGCCUGUAAGAUGCUGGAAAUACCAUAUACUAUAAAUGUCAUUAUGGUAUCAGAAUGGUAUCUUGACAUUAAUCUUUAGGAGUGGAGAAAAGAUAUAAUCAGUAUCAGCACUGAGACUGAGCACUUUUACACCUAAGCUAGAAGAACAUCUUUGCAAGUACUAACAGAUGGUGGACGCAUGGACCAUUUCACACUUUGCAGCCUUCCUUUCCAAACAAAUGUUUACCUCAAUGCAUGCCAUCUCGCUGCUGGGAGGCAAGGAUAAAAUAUUUUGCACGAAAAGGAUUGUAACCUUGAAGGAUUUUUGCCAUGAAGAACUGUAUGAUGACAGCUCUCCAUGAAUAAUCAAUUGAUGCUGUUUUUUGUUUUAUCAGGGAUAUUUUUCUGACUUCAGUCUGAAUUUACUGAUGUCAUAAACAAUUUUGUAAAUUCCCCAUCAUCUUUUUAGUGAGGGUAACCAGUGAGCACUUACAGAGAGAAAGGAACAUUUAAUCUGCAGGUAAUUAUGAUUAUCAAGUUGGAACCUUUUACACAAAACCAGAAAUUAAUUGGAGCCAGUUCUACUGCAAAUCCAACCAGCCUUCUUUAUUUACUCUACUGAUGGAUUUGACAGCUUUUCAGUGAAUAUGAAGUUUGAUCCAAGCAGAUAUGCGUUGGUAAGUCUUACUGUUAGGUACAUUAUGCAACAGGAGCUUGAAAUUGGACACAAUGUCAUAUAGAUGCUCUUUCAGUUUUGGCAGAGUGCAGUCAGACUGCUUUACAACAGUGCUGGCGUACACUAAGAGCCUACAGCAUUGUGGGCAGAGAGAAUAUUUCCCAUCCACAUUUCCCUUGUCAUUUAAACUGGCAACCUUCCACUCACACAACACUCUUGUUUCUUUUUCCUACUUGAAUAUUACCUAAGACAAAGUAAAAUACUGGUAAAUGUUAAGAAACAAAUGCUGUUUGACUAGUUCAAAUUAGAAAAUUGAUUUUGUGGUGAAGCUUUACUCACAGGACUCAAUUCACUGUAUAUUGUACAAAGAAUAACAAAAGUGCCCACCAAAAUGUCUGAAAACCCACCUUCAUCAUUUUCACAUAAAACUGUGAAUUGUGUGGUAUUUAAUUGCUUGGCACUGUAGUUUGUUAUGUCAUCCCUGCUAAAUGUAUUACUUGACUGAAAGUAUAUACUGUAUAUCAUCAACUAAUGUCAUAUGAUAGCAAAAGAAACAAUCUACAAAUGUUUGUUAAAAGGUUGUUUUGAGUUUUGUUUUUUUCAAAGAGCAACACUAACAUCUGAUUUCAUCUGACUGUGUCUUGUAAUAAAAAUACACAAAUAUGUAUACCUUGUACUAAACACCCUCACAAAUUAGUUCAACACAACACAUGAAUUGUGAGGGUGUUUGUAAAAAGGAUAAUCUUUUUUGCCUGACAAAACAGUUGAGCUUUUAUUGAAUCAGUUUUAUCUCUUUUCAUGGUCUCUUGGUCUGGGAAUCUUGCACUUAAAAAGAAGAAUUGUCUGAACCAAAUAGUGAAGUGGUCUAGUAAGAUAAUGAAAGAGCAGCAGAUGAAUCCAGACAUGCUGUUUUCCAGACAGAUACAAACACUGUCUGGAUGCAAAACCAAAUGUUUUAAACAAAGAUUAAUAUACUGCCUUAAAUAAAUAGAUAUGGUUUUAGCAUUUUUUGUUGUGAUUACCAUAAUCAUUCAAAACCAUAAUCAGAUUAUGGUUUGUGUUGUAUCUAUUUACUAAUGGUGCAUUAUUACUAGACUCACCAGACCACCUUAUUGUAAAGCAAAUUUAUCUUUGGGUACAAAUAAAGUUGAACUGAACUGAACAA
Molecule: messenger RNA, 3088 nt
Organism: Cololabis saira (Pacific saury)
Lineage: Eukaryota; Metazoa; Chordata; Actinopteri; Beloniformes; Belonidae
Gene: nudt9
Product: nudix (nucleoside diphosphate linked moiety X)-type motif 9
Exons: 8
Coding region: 71-1120 (349 amino acids)
Molecular function (GO): ADP-ribose diphosphatase activity
Source: RefSeq, a predicted model, not a curated record